Messenger RNA from Miscanthus lutarioriparius, 513 nucleotides. NCBI's taxonomy places the organism in Eukaryota, Viridiplantae, Streptophyta, Magnoliopsida, Poales, Poaceae. The record is from the annotation of a GenBank genome assembly.
AUGAGUGACGGCACCAACUACCUCCGCAGGAUCCGAUUCAGCGAGGAGUACUUCGGCGGCCACGCGUGGGCGGCGCAGACCUGGUGGGCGGACAACUGCGACCGCAUCGUCGACCUCUACAGCGUCGUCGUCCAGCCUGACCACCCCUCGCACGACGACGACGAUCCGGCGGCGCCUGUAACCCCAUGCCAAUCCGAGGACGACGAGCACCAACGGCAGGAUGGGAUAGGGGACCUGGAGUACUCGGCGUGGUGCUCGGCGUCGGCGUCGGGUGGGUCCACCUCCAACUUCUCCGGGCUGUCCAGCGGCAGCGGGUCGGCCAACAAGGUGGACUUCCCAGUUCUCGGCCUUGUCACCGAGGCCGACAGCAUCACAAGAACAGCACGGGCGCAGCAGUGUGCAGCACAGACAUACAGCAAUGGGACAAGGACAGUGACACCAAGAUACUUGUUCAUCCAUCUUACACCACUGCUUCUGACAGUUUUCACGAUGCUUAACCAUGUAAGCAGCUAA